This is a messenger RNA of Pelobates cultripes (western spadefoot toad), 9042 nucleotides long. The record is from the annotation of a GenBank genome assembly. NCBI's taxonomy places the organism in Eukaryota, Metazoa, Chordata, Amphibia, Anura, Pelobatidae.
CGUCACGCACAGCCUGGAUUGCCGGAAGUCGCGGGCGGAAGUUGCUGCUGCUGCUGUUGUGGUGGUGGUGUUAGAGAUGGCGGCCGAGGUGGCACGCAGCGCUGAGCUCGGAGAUGAUAAGGUAGGCUGGAUCAUCAGGGGUGUGUAGGGGAAAGCCAGGCUUCCAGGGUUUGUGAGUCAGUGUUUAGUUUGGAUUAUGAGAACAAUCCCUCACAUCAUAAUUAUCAGGCCCAAGAAAAGCUCAGGCGGAAUGAAAACCACCAGGUGCCAUGUACUAAAACUGAUUAAAUGUGAGAAUUCCUAAAGGGUAGGGUUCCCAUGCCAACCAUGUUUUCCUGGAUGUGUUUGUAAAUCACAUUUCUAUUGAGACAUUUAGCAAAGCACAAAUCUAAGAGAUCAAGUACACAGCAGAGCAUCAUGUCCUAAGCCAGGCAUAGGCAACCUUUGGCACUCCAGAUGUUUUGGACUACAAGCAAAGCAUCAUGGGAGGUGUAGUCCAAAACAUCUCGAGUGUCAAAGGUUGCCUAUGCCUGUCCUAAGCAAUAUUUACAUAUAAUAUAUAUAUAUAUAUAUAUAUAUAUAUAUAUAUAUAUAUAUGAAUAUGUGUAUACUGCUUAUUGAUGCCUCGUUUUAGUAGGUAAGCAACCCGAUGAAAUGUGCCCAGAAGCACAAUAUAAGUAUAAUGACACAUUAAACACUACUAUCUGAAACCAUGACCAAUACAGAGGGCUGUAUGCACUGUAGUACCAGGAGCCCCUGGCAGGCAGCUACUAAUGCAGCCUGAUGGCAAAUGAAUCUCCUGUUACAUUGAUUUGGGUGUCUGAUCAUCAUGAGACAUGGAGUUCUCAAGAACUUCAGUGUAGCUAUUACCACUGUAUACUAUUGGGAGUUAACACUUGUGUAUCAUUUUACCAGGAUCUUUAGCCGUUUUUUCUUGGCUAAAAUGUAUUGGUGAAUUGUUGGUUGUACGUGGUUAUCCACCAAAACCAUAUUUGUUGUGAAACGAAAACACAAUGGGACAUUCUAGUCUAAAAUAGCUGAUUUGGAAAGAUUCUUCAACUCCGCUAUAGUCACAGCUUCUUUAUAUCAGAUUUAGGUUGGCCAUAUGGAUUUAGGUUGGCUACAGUUAUCAGGUUAGUGAAUAACCAAGUCCAUACAUAUAGCAAGCAGUGUUUUCUUUUUAUUUGCGGGGCUAUAAUAGGUCUUAUGCAGUGUCUUGACAAUUGGUUGUUCAAUGGAAACAUCUGGGUCACUUUGGGAUUAUUAUUUUUUAGAGUCUGUGUAUACAGUGUUUUCACUAGCAUACAUGCUGUGCUGUUUGAGGUGUAACUCCUUAACCAUCUUAAAACCAGAGUUCCAUCCUGGCGAAUGUUAAUUUUGUGCAUUUUGGGUGUCUGUUGUCAGCACGCAUAGCUUGCUGACUACAGAUAGCCUUUGAUGGCACUCCUCCACUCAGUGGUUGCCCAUAUACUCUUCUCAGCUCUAUCUCUGGAAAGAUCAGACUGCAGAGAGAACUUGGCAGGGGAUCGAAGAUUUUUUUUUUUCUUCUUUUCUUUCAAUCCUGGAUCAUGGCAGCACGAUUUCUGCAUCCUAAAACUAUGUUUUACUAAAAUAUUGUUUUUGCGUGAAUUACACACACACAUAUUAUCUUGUUUUCGGUGCAUUGAAGCUCUAUUAAUAAAUUAUAUUUUUUUUUAGGUUUCCUCUGAGGAAGAAUCAUCCUCUGUGACUCAAGAGGAUUCGUCAGCUCUGAAAAGAGUAGAAAGGUUAAGAAAGUUCCGAGAGCUUCAUUUGAAAAGGGUAAGAAAUCUCAAUAUGUGCAUAAGUGAGCACAGCAUUAGUGGCAAUGUGUUGUGUUGAAUAGUAGAAAGACAUACUUUAUAUAUUAUUCCAUCAUUUAUUUAUGGUUACCUGCCUUAAAUCCUUAGUAGAAUGUACUAUUAAGAAGGAACACCUGAUUAUUUGACUCUUUAAAAUAAAAAUUUAUAAUUUUCCUGUUAUUUAACAUUGUGCCUUGUUCAAAACCUCAAAUUACCUAAAAUGCUAGCCUGAUUAAGCGUUUGUUUUUCUCAAAUAUUUUGUUUUUUUUUAUUCUAAGGUUGAAUAUCUUCUUGUAUGGCAUACAGUAAAGCUUAGAACAGAUCUUCAAACCACAAGCUCAGCUUUGUACUUGCUACGAACACAUUGCAGUGACAGAAAUAGUACAGAUAAGCUAAGCGAUAAUUAAAAGUUGGUUUGGAAACACUGAUAUUCUGUGAUCUUCCCUCAUACCUCUCAUUCCCCUUCAGUGUCUUAUGCAAAACCACAAUCAGCACUAGGGAUCUCUAUGAAAGUAUGAAAGGAUAAUUUGUCUAUAUUCCACUGCAUUACUCUUGGUUUUUAUGGAAUAGUUGGGACUUCAAAAACAAUUUCAAAUUGUAGGCCAGUAUAGUACAAAUGGAGGCAUUCUCCAAGUCAGCUGUGUUUUCAAUUCAAUUUAUUGGGCCUACAAUUUCAAAUUUACCUUUUUAUUGUAGACCUUUCACACUUCCAGUGAAUAACUAUUUACCGUGUCCUGUCUUAUGGCAAAGAAUCCAUGAAACAAGCAAUAAAGACAUCAAUUACACACAGUAAGGUUUUCAACAUUUGAGCAAGAAUUCUCAAGAGCAGGAAUGCAGUUUUGAUUUUGAAUAGUAGAAAGAAUGCAAGUGUUCAAAAAUUAUUGACUGAUGGAUGGUUUUGACUUACAUUUUACUUUGACCUGGUUUUACAUUUUACAGAACGAAGCUCGCAAGCUAAAUCACCAGGAGGUUGUAGAAGAAGAUAAAAGACAGAAACUGCCUAGUAACCACGAGGCUAGAAAAGCUAGAUUAGAGUGGGAGCUGAAGGAGGAAGAAAAGAAAAGGGUAAGAACCUGCAUAAUGUUGAAUGUGUUCUAUAUCUUAUCAAACCACUCAUUGCGGUUAAUAUGAGAAACACUAGUUUUAUCUCCUAAUUGGCGCUGGAAUACAGGAUUUUUAUUUUAUUAAUAACACAAUUCUUGCUGAGAUUUCCUUAUUAUCAUCUCAAGGUAUGUACAGCAUUUCAAUGUACAAAAAGUGCUCUUUGUUCAAGGCUCUUUUAUAAAUACCAUAAAGUGUAUAAUAUUUAUAUACAAUAAAGUGAAUAUUUUAUUGUAAGCAGCUCAAACACAAUACAGAUAGUCACCAUAUAGAGUGUAGAGUAUCUGUUCUAACAAGAACUAAUAGUAACAAGUGGUGAGCGCUAAAAUAAAUAUUAAAGCUUACCCUGCAAGGUUUAAGCUAUACAGUCAACAAACAUUCCAAUCUCUUAGUCUUGAAAGCGUGAUGGUAAAAUAAGAUCUUUCUUCUUGAAUGGGUAAAAUAUCUAUAUAUACAAAAUGGUGGUACAGCUAAUCCUGGUGCAUGAACUCUUAAAAUGCAUGAGUAAAUAAAAACACACAGUGGCCUCUCACCUUCUUAGGUGCCCUAGGCCUGGCACCUAGUAUAACUACAUAUUUAUCAUUAAAGGGGAUACAGCCCUUCUUUAGCAGCAGCAGUGUAGAUUACUCCACAGAACAGCAUUUCCAUAUAGAAUGCAAUUUAUUAAACAAACAAAUUAAAAUAAAUAUAAGCAUAAACUGAAAAACGUUUCUGCUUUAUGUGAAGUCCGAUACCCAUUUUGCUGGUCCGGCUUUAUCAAUCGGUAUGCUGAGUGCUGCUGUUUCCGGGUUUAAAUAUCCCACUAAGUCUGUUGAUUGGCUAACAACGCCCGUGAUACUACCAAUAAGGGGUGUUGUUUAGGGGGUGUGUAUAACACUCCAUACAAAUAGGUAGGGAUGCAAAUGACCAAAGUAUAGAAUUCCAAGGUGUAAACAAAGGAAUAACCCAACCUUAUUUGUGAGAGCAUAGUCUGUGAUGUCUACAAGGAAUACAAACUAAACACAGUGUGGUCAGUGUAUACUGAAGUAAAAACACGCAAUAGUAAAAGGAAAUCUCACAAAAGGUCAGGGAAUGUCAGGCACAUCAUCCUUAAUUAGGUGUAGAAUGAAGUCAUCGUUAUAGUGGAAUCUUCUUACACUUUAAAGUAAAAGAGACCAGAAAAUAGUGCAGAGAGGAAGGGGGGGGGACUUUUGAAUGCCAGGUGGUCCAGUGGUGACGUUUGCAGUACAGUCUGCAGCUCAUCUGGCUGCAGGUUGACUACUCUCUCCUCCCGGGAGUACAGUGCAGUAUUGGAACGUUGCCAUGGUAACGCGCGGCAGUGCUCUGACCUGCUUGCUCAACAUGCCUAGAUCUCCCCACUGGCCCAGGAAGGCAGAUAACAGAACCUGCUCGGCAGGGGAGAUGAAACGAUCUCCCCGGUCAGCCCAUGAGGAAAGGAUCCAGCUCUGCAAAAACCAGGACAUUUAUGCGUCCCAAGAAAUAUUUUCGGGACGCCGGGACAAGCGGGCGAAAAAAGGGAUAAUCCGGAUAAAACAGUGACGUCUAGUCACCCUCGCACCCACCUCAGUCCCUAUAUUCACUACAGUCCCUAUUACCCCCUGCACCCACUUCAGCCCCUAACCAAUCACUCACUACAGCACCUAUUAACCCCUACAUCCACUUUUACCCCAAUUUUCACUACAGCCCCUUUUACCCUCUAAACCUAUAUUACCCCAUAUAGCCAACAUCCCCCUGCACUCACUACAGCCCCAAUUAUCCUUUGCAAGCACUACAGCACCUAUGCCUCCUACACUCUGGUCCUCCUCUGUACCCUGCGACUACUACUAAUAUGAAUUAGUAAUGCUCCCCAAUAUAUAUUAAGAAAUUCAUCAUUCUGCUCUAGUCAUGCUAAAGAACGUGACACGUGAUACUUUUCUUCUUCACUACUAAGCUCGUUCAUUAAAUCAUGUUUUCUUCAAAUUUAUAGGAAUGUGCUGAAAAAGGGGUUGAUUACCAUAGAGCAAAGUUACUGGAAAUUAGUGCUGAAGAUGCAGAGAGAUGGGAGAGGAAGAAGAAACGAAAGAAUCCAGACAAUGGAUUUUCAGGUAACAGAUGCGUUUAUGCAAUACGAUACUCAGGGCAACUUUCUGCUGCUGCAGACUGUACAUGUCAUUUCUAGAGCACAGGCAUUCAAGCCUGGCUUCUGUUUUUGGGUAACUACAACUACCAACAUUUUAUGAUAGCAGGCAACAUUAUUAUUAUUUGUUGUGAGGCUUCCUUUUUAUUCUUUAUCUCAUAUUAAGAGUAUGCCUAAUACUUGGCAUGUAAAAUAUGUAUUGCACUAUCAAUCUGUUUGUUUUGUAGAUUAUGCUGCGGCACAGUUGCGUCAAUACCAGAGGCUGACCAAACAAAUUAAACCAAACCUGGAGGACUAUGAAAAGGAAAAAGAGAAGCAGUAAGUGAAGAUAGCCUUUUGUUAUUGUGGUGGGGGCUCGCGUAACCCGGUCAGUGUUUUAUAGUGAACAUCUGUUACCAAUCUGUGAAUAUUAUACAAUGGCUGUAAAUGAUCUAAAACUAAAUAUAUAGGGGGUUUAUUCAAUAAACAGAGAGUUGAGAAGUGUACAAAUUAGGCCAGCUCACUGUUUAGUAAACAAACCUCAAACUGUAACAAGGGGUUUAUUAUAGAAACUCUGAAUUUAUAGCUGAACUGCACGAUUUAGGAGUUUUAAUACUGUUAAUACAAAGAAAAGGAAUACAUUACUCCAGGAGGUGCAUGUUUAUUGAAAAGAAAACUCUCCCAUUUGAAUUUCAGUUCUGCUGAUCAUAGAAAAGUUCAACACAGUGGUGUGUGUGUGUAUUUGAUCCAUAUGUCACUGUUGUCCAACAGCUGUAGAGCAUUUGUGUUUUAGUCCAUGUGAUUUUUGACCUGCUUGACAAAGACCUCUUGGCAGGUCGAAACAUUGCUGUUCUCUGCCUGCGGCUUGAACUGCCUGGAGAUUUUUUUGUUGUUACAUUAUCGUUGUGGGAUUGCUUGUCCUGUUCCAGUGCACAGAGUGCUCACUGGGAUGAAAUGCAGCUCCUACCUGCAUCUUUUUAAGCUAUAUUACAACAAGUGGAUGUACAUUACAGAAUUUGUCCAAGCGAAAGGAACUGAAGAAUUCUGGUCUGCUGUAUGUUACAGUGUAGGAGUUUGUUAAUCCCAAGUGAUCCAGCAUGUAGCAAAUGUGAGGGGGUUUUCCAGCUGUUUUGGUGAAUAUUUCUGUUUCUUCAGGGCAAAUUACACAACGAAGUGUAGAGGCGUACCAUAAUGGACUGAUUAUUGACUGACCAAGGGAACCUAUUGUUUGCAAUGCAUUCUGAAUAUAUAAAUUUGAAUAUAUCAAGAUCAAAUUAACAGAAAAUAUAUAAGUGAAAGGGUUUUAAGUACAAAAUAUGUUGGUUGAAAUAUUUUUCUUAUCACGUUUAACAAUCUUUUUUUCAUUAGUGGUGAGGAAUUUUACCCUACAUCAGACAGCCUGUACCAUGGGACACACGUUCCUUCUCAAGAAGGAGUUGAGAGAAUGGUCACAGAUCUUGAAAAACAGUAAGUUAACUUCUAUGGUUUACUACGAUCGUGUUUUGUAUUGGAUUUUUUUUUUUUUUGUAUUACUAAGAUUAGCUUUAAAGGUACACUCCACUGCCCAUAUACAAAACAAUAAAAAUCACUGUUUAAUAGAUAUACAUGCAUGCAAUUUUUUAAAUUGGGGGUAUAACUAUAAACAGCUUGCAAAAGUUGCAGAUCUCUUGUGGGGGAAAAAGGGAAAAAAUACCUUAGACACAACUGGGCAAUCCCUAAAUCCUGGACUGACAGGAGGAAAUGAUGACUGAUUUAGGAACAACUGCUUUAGGCAAUUGCCUUUCUCUUGGGUUUAGCUGCACUGAGUUAAACAACCAGGAACAGGACUAGAUAUCAGACAAUUGGUUAAUUUAGAAAAGUGCCAAUUUCAAUUAAAAUUUUAACUUUUUGUAAAAUGCUAAAACAGGACUCCCUCUUUACACAAACUGAAAUGCUUUAAGAUAUAUAUUGUAUUGCGACUUAAUAUGCUGCAUAGCAGUGACCGGCAAAUGUAUAUAGCUGCCACCUUCCCGAAGUCCUUAAAAAUCUGCCUCAUCGUAGCUCCAAAGAUUAGUCACUUUGUAUGUUGUCAAUGUGCAGUCUAGCAUAUAUGUGAAUAUAUAAUACACACAUGUAUACCUAUGCUCUCUCUAACAUGAUCUGCCUGCUAUUUAAAUGAGCAUAUAUUUGCAAUACUAAAGUGAGGGGCUACUAAAUCUUGAAUUGCACACACAUCUUAAUGAGUUCCAUACUCCAACAUUUCCAAACACGCCUGUCUUUCUGAAUGCAUGCAUUUUGUAAAGUAAAUAUUUGUAUCACAGGAUUGAAAAGCGUGAAAAAUACAGCCGGAGGAGAGCCUACAAUGAUGAUGCCGACAUUGACUAUAUCAAUGAGAGGAACGCGAAAUUCAACAAGAAAGCAGAAAGGUUUUAUGGAAAAUAUACAGCGGAGAUCAAACAGAAUUUGGAGAGAGGCACUGCUGUGUAGAUUUGGAUACGUAUUCUGGAACCAUAACAUUGAACUUCUUAAUUAAUUUUGGAGAUCUACUAUUGGAAACAGAACAUUAAAAAAAAUCUGCCAAUUCUGAACCCCAGCAAUUUUAAGUGGAAUUGUACUAAUGUUUUUGGUGGAUGCUCUUCUGUUGUGCAGCAUUUUAAGAUUAAAAAAAAAUCACAAUUCUUGUAUUUAUUAUAUCAUAUCGUGCUUUUUGGUUUGUGGUUUGUCUAUAAUCAGUUGUGGAAAUAUGUGAUAUAUUUUGCUUCCCUUGUCAUAGAAGAUCUUAUGGAUUUCACCCUCCCCUACACCUAAACCAUUUUAUAAACUGCUAGAGAGCAAUUGGUUAUCACAGAGAUUAAUGUGUAGAUUUAUUUCAGGAGUAUUCAUACGUUGGAUUAAAACUCUGCCAAAUGUAGUUGUUGUGUUACAGUGGGCUAAUAAUCUGCAAAGUUUCCUACAGAAAAAAAAUACAUUUAAUGUUUAUAUUUGUUGCAGCUUAAGCUGUCAAACUGGAUAGCCUAAAUUAUAUUCUCUGUAAAUUGAUCUUUUAUAAAAAAAAAUUUGUAUGAUAGAGGCAUUUUAUGGCAUUAUUAAGUUUUAUCACAUACUCUAGUGAAUUCUUUAGUUACUUUUUAUUUUUUUUUAUUGCACUCCUAGAAAAUGCUUCCUAAGUAUCAAAAAGUGGUUUCAACACUCAAGUUGUGCACAUAUAAAGACCAAAGUCAAAAUAAUAAAAAUGUCUAUACAUUUGUUUUGGAUUGCUUCAUAAUUUUUUUUCUUCAUUCAGGCCAAAAGUCAGACAUACAAAAAAAAUGCUGAAUUUUUUUUUUUUUCCAUAAGUAGCUUGCAUCACGUUAGAUAAAAAUCGAUUUAAUAAAAACUGGUUUAUUUUUUAUAUUAAAGGGAUACUCCAGGCACCCAGACCACUUCUGCCCAUUAGAAUGGUCUGGGUGCCAACUCCCACUACCCUUAACCCUGCAAGUGUAAUUAUUGCUGUUUUCAUAAACUGCGAUAUUUACAUUGCAGGGUUAAGUCCUCCUCUAGUGGCUGUCUACUGUCUACUAGACAGCCACUAGAGGAACUUCCGUGUUCGUAGAUUGUAGAAUAAAGAUUAUUCAGUAUGAAGCAGGGAUUAGUUAUGUAGCAAAAGGCUGUAUAUUCAUGCAAAAUUUACAUUUUUGGUAAAUUUAACUAAUCAAGUUAUUUGAACAUUUGUCUGCAGAGAUAACUUGCACCUUUUCACAGCAAAAAAGUUACAAAAAGACCAACCCCAUUGUUAUCCUAAUCUUUGAUCACACAAUUAACACCUUACCUUAAAGGUUUACCCAAACCGCCACAGUGAUUUGAAAAGGUCAUGGCGCUUCAAGUCUGUAUGUGCAUAUUUGUGUAAGCUUGGGUUAGUGCACCUUGAAUAAUUUAAUCAUUAUCUAUGUAUUUCUAAUGGUAUAUUACAAAACAGCUCUGAUAUAACUCAAACUAAUCUGAAAAGUUAUGUUAUUCUAAAUAUGAAAUUGCCAUCUGGUUGGAAUGAUCAGAAUUAUAGGAAACAGC